Molecule: messenger RNA, 513 nt
Organism: Hemiscyllium ocellatum (epaulette shark)
Lineage: Eukaryota; Metazoa; Chordata; Chondrichthyes; Orectolobiformes; Hemiscylliidae
Product: gastrula zinc finger protein XlCGF67.1-like
Exons: 3
Coding region: 1-513 (170 amino acids)
Source: RefSeq, a predicted model, not a curated record
AUGAGGACUUGCGGGCACAGCCUUCGAGUAAAUGGAAGAUCUUUUCGAACGGAGCAGGCCAUCGUCCCUGCCUGUUUCAAGAGGGCCAACAUCAUCCCUGUGCCUCAGAAGACUCAUGCAACACAACACAAUGACUACCGCCCAGCUGCGCUAACUUCGCUGGUCAUGAAUUGCUUUGAAAAGCUGGUCAUGCAUUUCCACACGGGGGAGAGGUCAUUCAGCUGUCCAGAGUGUGGGAAAGUUUUUAGCAAUUCCUCUGACCUGUUGUCCCACCGGUGGGUCCACACCAGGGAAAGGCCAUUCAGUUGCCCAAACUGCGGAAAGGGGUUCACCUGCUGCUCCAAACUGCUGGCCCACCAAUGGGUCCACACCGGGGAGAGGCCGUUUGCCUGCCUCGACUGCGGGCGGAGGUUCACAUUGUCCUGCAACUUGCAGAGGCACCAGCAGGGGCACAAGUGCAUCCAACAAUCAGAUUCCACCAGUGACGCUUCUGUGGGUCAUCCCCAGGACUGA